CAGACUGCGAACCGGAAGCUGCCGUGUUCACAAAGUAAAGGAAAAGUAAGACCACUUAUACUGUUGUACUUUUCGGAAUGUAGUUACAAAUAUUUGUUUGUCAUUUACUUCUAAAUUGAUUUAAGUUUCAGUGUUGCACAUUCAAACAGCAUGUUGCGGCCAAAUAAGAACAAAGAAGAAACUAUUUCGGUCCGUGGAAAAUGGAGCAGAGUGGGAACUCUUGAGAGCUUUUCCUCGCUGAUGUGUCGCAACAUCACUUCCAGUAGUCCCGUUGUAUUAUUCUCCUCUUGGUCUGCGCCUCUAUCCAUCUUCCAAGCAUUGGUUUGAAGACGGCACACUAAUGCGAGAGGCGGAGAUGAUGUUACAAAAGAGAUAAGAGUUGAGACAAUCAUGUGUGGACGGCUGGCAUACGUUAGCAUGAUCAGUACUGUUAGCUGUGGCUAGCACGUCACCGGCGUCAUUACACCACUGAGGUCACUUUGGCGUGAAAGUGCCGGCCGCCUCCUCUUAGAGUUUCACAAAUUCCUCCAGUAAAUUCAACAAAACGUCACCUUGGAGUUUAGCUGAUUGGAGAGCUAGCUUCUGCAGCUAGUGGGUCCAUGACAAAGACUUUCAUUUUGUUUGAUCAGCCUUACAGGCACUGUUUGUAAACAAUUAAGGUCCUGACAGAAAGAGAAAACUCUUCUGACAAUCUGGGUCAGUAUGGCCCCGCAUCCGGUGGUCCAAGCCAUCAUUGACCUCUCUGCCGGAGCAAUAGGUGGGGCUGCGUGUGUCUUCAGUGGUCAACCUCUGGACACAGCCAAGGUGAAGAUGCAGACCUUCCCCACACUCUACCGGGGUUUCAUCCACUGCAUCACGUCGACCUACAAGCUCGUUGGCGUACGUGGCCUUUACCAGGGAACAUCGCCGGCUCUGAUGGCCAACAUUGCAGAGAACUCCGUGCUCUUCAUGAGCUACGGCUUCUGCCAGCAGGUCAUCCGCUUUGCAGCGGGUUUGCACAGUGACGCCGUGCUGAGCGAUGUGCAGAAAGCGUGUGCUGGCUCAGUGGCGUCCAUUUUCUCUUCGCUGGUUCUCUGCCCCACGGAGCUGGUCAAGUGUCGGCUACAGGCCAUGUAUGAGAUGGAGCUCUCAGGCAAGAUAGCAAGGAGCCAGAACUCGGUGUGGUCGGUGAUAAAGUCCAUCAUGAAGAAUGAGGGGCCGCAAGGCUUCUUUCAGGGCCUGACCACAACCAUCGCCAGAGAGGUCCCCGGUUACUUCUGCUUCUUUGGUGCCUACGAGCUCAGCCGCAGCGCCUUUGCCGACUACAUGAAGUGUGACAAAGACGACAUAGGCGUGGCUCCAAUUGUAUUCAGCGGUGGUUUGGGAGGGGCAUGUCUUUGGCUGGUGGUCUACCCGAUGGACUGUGUCAAGUCUCGCAUCCAGGUCAUGUCAAUGACGGGUAAACAGAGUGGAUUUUUCAAAACCUUUAUGACCAUCGCACGGACUGAAGGUAUGAGAGCACUCUACUCGGGUCUCACCCCCACUAUGGUGCGCACCUUUCCUGCUAAUGGAGCCCUCUUCCUGGGCUACGAGGCCAGUCGCAAGAUCAUGAUGAAGCAGUUUGAGUGAAUGAUGCAGACUUUUUCAACAAGCUUUGAAGUGUAUUAAUUAGCUCAUGAAAACUCCCACUGAUGUUGAACCAUGUGAAGGAUCUGCAUUUCUUGUUUACAUCCUUUCAAAGUAUUUUAUUUGUUUGAGCUAACACAUGGGAGUGCCCUAUAGAGAUUCUACUGCCAGUACUUGUGAGAGAUAGAUCAUGUGGAAUUGUCUGCACUCCAUCCUUGCCUACCUCAAUACACAAAUAUUACAUAAAGUACAAACACUCCUUUUUAACGCACAAAGAUUUUUAAGUAUAGGUGCUCACUGUUCUGAUACAUUUGAUCUUUCUCUCUUCACUUGGUUUUAGAAGUAGUGUCAUUAUUGCACAAACUGAUUUCCUAGGGUAAUUGAUGCCAAGCCAAAUCAUUUGUCAGCUCUGCUAAAACACUCCAACAUAACUCAAUUGUUUCCCAUCUGUCCAUUGUCGUUUCAACACAAAACUUGCCUUUUAAAUAGUCUUUUUACCUUUUGUUCCCCUCCGAAUAUCACUUAGUGUUGUGCUAAUUGCUCUCUGAACAGGGUUAUUCCACUCUUUUUGCAGGACACAAUUCUCAAGUCAUAUUCAUUUUUAACAGAUGUUUUAUUAACAAAAAUGCCAACAGCUGGAAGUAUUUGUGUACAUUAUAUAUAACAAACUUGAUAUUGUAGUUAGAAAAUUAAUAAACUUUUCUCUGUAGAAGCA
Molecule: messenger RNA, 2320 nt
Organism: Nerophis ophidion (straightnose pipefish)
Lineage: Eukaryota; Metazoa; Chordata; Actinopteri; Syngnathiformes; Syngnathidae
Gene: slc25a15b
Product: solute carrier family 25 member 15b
Exons: 8
Coding region: 703-1608 (301 amino acids)
Biological process (GO): mitochondrial L-ornithine transmembrane transport
Molecular function (GO): L-ornithine transmembrane transporter activity
Source: RefSeq, a predicted model, not a curated record